UGCAUAGUUGUUUUAAAAACUUACGGCUGACAGAAAUACUUCUUUUUUGACAUUUUUUUUAUGUCAAGUAAAAAAUACAAGUUGUCAUUUUACACGUGCAUGUUCUAAGUUUUGGCUACUUGUACGUAGUAUAAGGAUUUUAAAGAGUUUUGGUAGUUUUGUUAAGAAUAUAAUUAACGUUCAAUGAAAUAAGUGUUUUUAAUUUUAAUAAAAAUAUCAAAAUAGACUUAUAUAUAUUUUGAAAAUGGGUAAAAAAACAAAAGUUGGGAAAACAAGAAAAGACAAAUUCUACAAAUUAGCCAAGGAAACUGGGUUCAGAUCACGUGCGGCUUUUAAAUUAAUUCAGCUUAAUAGAAAAUUUGGAUUCUUACAGCAAUCUCAGGUAUGUAUUGAUUUAUGUGCAGCCCCUGGAGGAUGGAUGCAGGUCGCUAAGCAAAAUAUGCCAGUAUCAUCCAUUGUUGUUGGUGUUGAUUUAUAUCCGAUUAAGCCAAUUACUGGGUGUAUAAGUUUAGUUGAAGACAUUACAACAGAUAAAUGUAAGACCUCUCUUUCAAAAGAGCUAAAAACUUGGAAAGCUGAUGUUAUUUUGCAUGAUGGGGCGCCGAAUGUUGGUAAAAAUUGGUUAUAUGAUGCUUAUCAACAAAUAUGUUUGACUCUUCAAGCUCUAAAACUUUCAACAAAUUUUUUACGCAGCAAUGGUUGGUUUGUAACCAAGGUAUUUCGAUCGAAAGAUUAUAAUGCUUUGUUGUGGGUCCUUAAACAACUUUUUAAGAAAGUUCAUGCUACAAAGCCUAGUGCAUCACGUAAAGAAUCCGCAGAAAUUUUUGUUGUUUGCCAAGGUUAUCUUGCUCCUACCAAAAUAGAUCCAAAAUUACUAGACCCUAAAUACGUUUUUGAAGAAUUAGAUUUAGAUAACAAAAAACCUUCUUUGUUACACCCAGAAAAUGUAAAACGUAUAAAAGCAGAAGGUUAUACAGAAAAGGAAGUUUCGUUAAGAAAUGAAAUGUCAGUCAUUGAUUUUAUGGAAAAUGAAAAUCCUCUAUUAGCCUUACAGGGCGCUGGGAGUAUUUUGAUUAAUCAUGAAGGUGUAAAGAAUCAUCCAAAAACUACUUUGGAAAUAUUAGAAUGUUGCAAAGAUAUUAAAGUCUUAGGUCGCAAAGAUAUCAAGGGUUUGCUAUUAUGGCAUAAGCAUGUUAGAGCAGACCUUUUUAAACAAGAAGAAAAAAAAGUUGAAGAAGUGGAUAACACGACGCCCAUAAAAGAGUUUACAGUAGAAGAAUUAGAGGAAAUUGAAAUGGAAGAACUUGAAAAACAAAUUGCUGAACUAACUGAAGAAGAAAGAAAAGAGGCGAAACGUAAGAAAAAGAAAAUGCUAAAAGAAAGGGCGAAAUUAAAUGAAAAAAUGAAUUUAAAAAUGGUAAUAAAAGGAGAUGAAGGUCCAAGGGACGAAGGGGAUGAUGGUGUAUUUGUUUUAAAAGAUAUUACAAAUGAAGAAGAAUUAAACGCCUUACAAGAUAUAGCUCCGGACUUUGUUGUUGAAGAUGAAAUGUUAGCAGGUGGAUUCAUACCAAAAUACAAAAAGUAUCAAAAAGAAGAAUCUCAUCUUGAUGAUGACGGGAAUGUAAAUUCAAAAAACGCUACAGAUGACGAAAAUGAAUCAAUUUCUUCAGAAGAAAGUAACUAUGAUGAAACAGGUUUGGGUCUGAGCGAAGAUGAAGACGAAAAUAAAAAGCUGAGAAUAAACAAAACAAAAAAAAAGAAAAAAGAAUUAAAUCCCUUAAUAAAAUCAUGCGAUUAUAGAGAUAAAGACACCAGACGACAACAUCGAGUGCAGUUGUGGUACGAAAAAGACAAUUUGAAUGUAGCAGAAUCUGAAGAUGAGGAACAUGACUUGAACACUUUAGCUCAUGAGUUUAAAUCGAAAGGUGUAGAAGUUUUAUCAAAAGAUAAAAAUACUAUUGAAAACGAGUCAAAAAUUCCUUUGGGCAAAAAAGCAAAACGAAAAGCCCGUCAUAAUCCUCUGAUGUCGGAUUCAUCUUCCGGUGAAAGUAGUGAAUCAGAAAAUGAAACAGUUAAGGAUGACGUAAUAGAUAAAGGAAUUCCAAAACAAAAAAAAAUUAGAUUAAAUGAAGAAGAAUUAGCCCUUGGUUCAAUGCUAAUUAAAGGCAAGAAAACGCGUCGAGACUUGAUCGAUGCUGCUUGGAACCGAUACACAUUCAAUGAUGAGAAUUUACCGGAGUGGUUUCGACAAGAUGAGGAGCAGCAUAUGCGUACGCUUUUGCCUGUACCACCUGAAAUUGCAGACGAGUACAAGAAAAAGGUUCAAGAGCUGAAUAUUCGACCUAUUAAAAAAGUGAUGGAAGCAAAAGCAAGAAAAAAGAGACGUGCAAAAAAAAGGCUAGAAAAAGCUAAAAAGAAGGCUGAACAAAUUUUAGAAAAUGAUGAUGGAACAGCUAGAGACAAAAUACGUCAAAUUCGCAAACUAUACAAAAAGGCAGAAGAGAAAAAGAAAGAAAUAACUUAUGUUGUAUCUAAAAAGCACUUAGCUGGAAAGAGAGUUCGUCGCCCACCUGGUGUUAAGGGCCGUUUUAAGGUAGUAGAUCCAAGAAUGAAAAAAGAUAAACGGGCUACAGCAGUUAAAGAGAAACGUAAUAAAAAGUCAAAACGAGGUUAAUUUUAUUUUCUAACAUCUGUACAUGCAUUCGUAUGUACGGGUCUGUAUCAUAAUUAUUAAUACAUAUGUAUGUAUAUUUAAAAAAAUUGUAAUUUUCUAAAUGUACAGAUUUUAUUUAAAAGUUAUAAAGAAACGGA
This is a messenger RNA of Condylostylus longicornis, 2811 nucleotides long. Its product is annotated as pre-rRNA 2'-O-ribose RNA methyltransferase FTSJ3. The transcript is spliced from 4 exons. The coding region runs from base 245 to 2674 and encodes 809 amino acids. Gene Ontology annotation, biological process: maturation of 5.8S rRNA from tricistronic rRNA transcript (SSU-rRNA, 5.8S rRNA, LSU-rRNA); rRNA methylation; maturation of LSU-rRNA from tricistronic rRNA transcript (SSU-rRNA, 5.8S rRNA, LSU-rRNA). Lineage: Eukaryota; Metazoa; Arthropoda; Insecta; Diptera; Dolichopodidae. Gene Ontology annotation, cellular component: preribosome, large subunit precursor; nucleolus; nucleus. The record is from RefSeq and is a predicted model, not a curated record. Gene Ontology annotation, molecular function: rRNA (uridine-2'-O-ribose)-methyltransferase activity; rRNA (guanine) methyltransferase activity.